Molecule: messenger RNA, 1792 nt
Organism: Teleopsis dalmanni
Lineage: Eukaryota; Metazoa; Arthropoda; Insecta; Diptera; Diopsidae
Gene: ScsbetaA
Product: succinate--CoA ligase [ADP-forming] subunit beta, mitochondrial
Exons: 9
Coding region: 301-1731 (476 amino acids)
Biological process (GO): tricarboxylic acid cycle; succinyl-CoA metabolic process
Cellular component (GO): succinate-CoA ligase complex; mitochondrion
Molecular function (GO): ATP binding; metal ion binding; succinate-CoA ligase (ADP-forming) activity
Source: RefSeq, a predicted model, not a curated record
UAUUUAUUAUUUUAAUCACAAAAAUUUUAAUCCGUCUCAAUUGUUUUAGCCAUUAGUGUGUUUUGUUUUACUGCAUUAUCAACAUAAAUUCGUCAUAUGGUUUCACACAGCGAACUGUCAAAAUAUCAAAAAAAAAAAAAGAACUAAAUUAGCAAAUAUUUUAAUAUACUCGCUCUCGUUCGAAUCAUUCUUCAAUUUUCAUCUGCGGGAAGAGUUGCAAAUUAUAUUUUUUAAUAAUAUAUAAGAAUAUUAAUAGUUUAUUUUUGUAUUUGAAUACUUUUGAACUAUUAUCGACGAGAAAUGGCAUCGAUUUUAAUUCGUUCAGCGACUUUAAGUGAAAUUAUUGGCUCUAAAGUCGGACCAAAGGUCCUGGGACUUUCCAGCGCUCAUUGCCAACAAAAACGUAAUUUGAAUGUCUUGGAGCAUGUAUCCUACACGCUACUAAAUAAAGCUGGUAUUCCAACUCCAAAAUUCGGUGUUGCAAAAUCUGCAAAAGAAUGCUCAGAUAUUGCCAAAAAAUUGGAGACAACAAAUUUAGUAUUGAAAGCACAAGUUUUAGCCGGAGGCCGUGGUGUAGGAACUUUCAAGAAUGGUCUUAAAGGCGGUGUACGCGUUGUAUUCACACCGGAAGAAGCUGAAAAGAUUGGAGGAAAAAUGAUCAAUCAAAUAUUAGUCACUAAGCAAACCGGUGCAGGUGGACGUAUUUGCAAUUCUGUUAUGGUCGCCGAACGCAAAUUUCCCCGUAGAGAAUUUUAUUUUGCAGUAAUGAUGGAGCGUGCAUUUAAUGGACCUGUCAUAAUUGCUUCCUCUCAAGGUGGUGUAAAUAUUGAAGAUGUUGCUGCCUCAAAUCCAGAAGCUAUUGUUUAUGAACCAGUUGAUAUUAAAUGUGGUUUAUCGGAAGAACAAGCUCAAAAAGUCGUGAAAGCUGUUGGCUUGCAAGAUCAUGAAGAGAGUACCGUAGAAAUGUUAUUAAAUAUGUAUAAAUUAUUUAUAGAGAAGGAUGCUUUACUAAUUGAAAUCAAUCCUUAUGCUGAAGAUGCGCUUGAAGGAAGUGGAGAAUGUGCAAGUUUUUUCGCACUCGAUGCCAAAUUCCGUUUCGAUGAUAAUGCUGAAUUUCGACAAAAAGAAUUAUUUGCUCUUCGCGAUUGGACACAAGAGGAUCCAAAAGAAGUGGAAGCCGCCAAAUACCAAUUGAAUUAUAUUGCUUUGGAUGGCAAUAUUGGUUGCAUGGUUAAUGGUGCUGGUUUAGCAAUGGCUACCAUGGAUAUUAUCAAGCUAUACGGUGGCAACCCAGCCAAUUUCUUAGAUGUCGGUGGUGGUGCUACCGCAGAUGCGGUAAAACAGGCUUUCAAAAUUAUUACCUCUGAUCCAAAUGUUCAUUGUAUAUUGGUUAACAUUUUCGGUGGUAUUAUGCGUUGCGAUAUUAUUGCCCAGGGUAUUAUCGCUGCUGCCAGAGAUUUGAAAAUGAAAAUGCCAAUCGUUGUCAGAUUACAGGGUACAAAUGUGAAUGAGGCCCGUCAAUUGAUUAAAGAUUCUAAGCUGAGGAUUAUACCUCGUCACGACUUGGAUGAAGCUGCCAAUUUAUCUGUGCAUUUGGCUAAAAUUGUGCAAUUAGCGCGUGAAAUGAAUAUGGAUGUUAGCUUCGAGAUUCCUGAUAGCGCCAAUGAAAAAGAUAAAGGUGGUAAAGGUGGUAAAGAUGGUAAAGAUUCAUGCGCAACUAAAAAGAAAUAAUGAAAACCAAAGUGCGACUGAAAUUCAAGAACUGCAAGAAUUCAAUAAAAAUUUAGAAGAA